AUGGGCGGAAUUGAUGUCUCCUCCGUGGUGAGCUCCAUUAUCUCGGCCUUUGGCAGUGGACUGGACAUUUUCCAUCGCCUAGGAGGAAAGAAAAGGAAACCCCGCGCCAGACUUCCUCGUCCAUCCGAAGAAGAAGAAUGGCUACGACAUUCGUUGAGGAACCGGCCUGUUGAGAUCAAGCAUGAAUACGACCAGCAAGUGGCAAAAUUCGGCCCUCGAUUUGAAGUUGGCGACGCCGUUGCUCAGUCAAGCUUGGCCCAUACGCUUCUUGUCCUCAACACUGGGUUGAUCAACUUGAUCAAUCAUGCCCUUUCCGGAGAUCCUAGGACGAUAUCAUCAUCCAAGAGGACCUUGUUCAGCCUCUCGGAAACCGCUGCUGUUGACACUAUGACCGCCAUCGGACAGCUCGGCUCGCGUCUCAGCCUCGUGUCACCGUCUAGGCUAGCCCUUGAGUCGAGGGAGAGCCGGAAACCUGUCGAAAAGAAUCCUCACAAAGAACACAAAUCUAGUUCUAGAUCGUCGACCAAAAAGACUACAAGGCCGCCUCCAGCGCCAUUACUAGUUCGUGGCGGCUGGGUGAGAUCCAGGAGCGGGUCCUCAGUUGUCUCUGGAGCCGCUGCAAAGAAAGCAAGGGGAGAGCAGACGGAGAAGCAUCAACGAUCCAAGUCAGAUCUUACAUUGUCGAAGUCGUCAGUAUCCCGGUCCAGUGUUCCCAAGGCUAAGCAGGAAGAAUCUGCAAGCGAAGUAUCCGGUUGCACCUGUAAAACAACAGCCCUUCGAGCAGAAGGAUCAAAGCCAGCCAACAGACGCAAGUCAAGCGAACACCCACGGCCACAGAGUCAACGUAGCAUGCUCAUCCUGCCUGGCGACUUUUUUGAGGAUAUGCGAGCCGUUCCUGAGCAAGGUGUAGUCCAGCAACCACCCCCUCCACCGCCAAAGAUCCCGCUACACAGCAGGCCCCACACGACACAAUCACGGGCGCGUCCGACAUCGACCAUGACAUUCAUGACAGCCAGCACGAAGAUUGGCGAGAUACCCGAUCCCAAGUGGAUGGAGAGGACGUUGCCCGACGAAGGCGACGGGCCGCGGAGAAUGCCGUACAUCAUCCCACCGCCGCUUGAACCGAACGAGCAGAAGAGGAAGAAAGGUCUCAAGUUCUGGAGGAGAGAGGAUAAGAGACGCGACGUUACCGCCUAUUGA
This is a messenger RNA of Fonsecaea nubica, 1200 nucleotides long. RefSeq lists its product as hypothetical. Lineage: Eukaryota; Fungi; Ascomycota; Eurotiomycetes; Chaetothyriales; Herpotrichiellaceae. The coding region runs from base 1 to 1200 and encodes 399 amino acids. The record is from RefSeq and is a predicted model, not a curated record. The transcript has a single exon.